AAACACAAGACCACCGACCACGCCUGCCAGAUGUUCUGUAACCCGGCGAGCUUCUCAGGGCUAGUGGAUCAAAAUGGUAACUGGGUGUUCAAUACAUCAAUCGCGGAACAGACGAAUGUUUGGUUUGGGGCAUUCCAGUCGAUUGUCCGGGAGAUGGAGGUUGUACGUUACAACUUUUUCUUGGACGAAAUGGUGAAGCGCCGAAACCGCUGGAUCGUCGAGGAGCUCGCACGCAAGGGUCACGGGCCAUGGCACGUCCCCGCCGAUUGUAUAAUGGGUACGCAAGACAUGUAG
This is a messenger RNA of Gloeophyllum trabeum ATCC 11539, 294 nucleotides long. RefSeq lists its product as uncharacterized. Lineage: Eukaryota; Fungi; Basidiomycota; Agaricomycetes; Gloeophyllales; Gloeophyllaceae. The annotation marks the transcript as partial. The transcript has a single exon. The record is from RefSeq and is a predicted model, not a curated record.